Leptidea sinapis is the source of this 10765-nucleotide messenger RNA. Its product is annotated as two pore channel protein 1-like. The record is from RefSeq and is a predicted model, not a curated record. The transcript is spliced from 17 exons. Lineage: Eukaryota; Metazoa; Arthropoda; Insecta; Lepidoptera; Pieridae. Gene Ontology annotation, cellular component: endosome membrane; lysosomal membrane. Gene Ontology annotation, biological process: transmembrane transport; monoatomic ion transport. Gene Ontology annotation, molecular function: voltage-gated channel activity; monoatomic ion channel activity. Bases 4 to 2430 code for a protein of 808 amino acids.
GUGAUGGCUUCUUUGAUGAGCCCGUCUUCGCCGUCUGAUGGCUAUAAAAGGUUUAGUGAUGAUUUCGCGAAUACCAGCAUCAACAAUUACGGCUCAAACGUCGCAAAUACAAGAACAGGUACAGAUGGGGCCGGUGACUCCAGUGCCCUGGACAUGGGCAGCCGGUCCUCAUUACACACCAGUAUGCAGCUAUCAGAGGACGAACACUGGGAGAUGAAUUAUCACGAAGCCGCUAUUUACUUAGAGGAAGGAUUAAAUAAUGAGAAAUUUGACUCCCAUCCAUCAAGUCCUGAGGAAUUGCCAGCGUAUCUGAUGGUCCACAACCCCUGGUACCAUGGACUGGAUCUACUCGCGUCCCUGGUGCUCAUCCUAUUAGCCUUCACUGAAGAUCCUGCUGUACCGGCUUUUGAGCUUCCUGUUUGGGCACACGGGACGAUAGAACUCCUGGCUCUCACAAUAAUAGGUGUCGAGUUACACUUGAAGCUAAAAUGGAUCGGCUGGGGAACUAUCUUUAAGCAUAAACGUACUAUGAUAAAGGGCGUUACACUGUUAAUAAUGGUUUUGGAAGCAGUGGUAGUGCUUUGCCGGCAGUCUUCUCACUUCAGAGUGACGCGGGCCCUCCGUCCAAUCUUCCUAGUGGACACGCGACACUGUGGCGGAGUCCGGCGGUUUAUCAGACAGAUUCUGCAGUCAUUACCGCCCAUUAUUGACAUGUUAGGUUUACUAAUGUUCUUCGUAGCGACGUACUCGUUGCUUGGGUAUUAUUUGUUCUCAGAACAUAUAGACAACGGCCAUUUCCAAACUCUGAGCGACUCGUUCGUCAGUAUGUUCGUUUUGCUGACGACAGCCAAUUUCCCCGAUGUAAUGAUGCCUUCGUACGCUAAAUCGAAGUGGUACGCCGUCUUCUUCAUCCUCUACAUUAUAACAGUUCUUUACGUGCUUAUGAAUCUGAUGUUGGCUGUUGUGUACGAGACGUUCACACGGAUCGAACGGGAGAAAUGUCGCGCGUUGUUGCUACACCGGCGUGGCGCAGCCAGACGUGCGUUCCGACUGCUCGUGUCACGCCGCGCGCCGCACGCGGUCAAGCUGCGGCACUUCGCCGGUCUGGUGUCGCACUAUGCGCCCCACUAUGGUGGCCUCGAUGUAUAUUUAAUGUUCAAGCAGCUGAACCAAUCAGGCACGGGGGGUUUGUCGCGUACAGAGUUCGCAAACAUUUACGAAGUAUUCGCUCUGCGUUGGGUCGCUCAAUCGAGUCGUGCGCCGUGGUAUAGCGACACGCCGCUUGAGCCUCUCGGUCGCGCCGCCUCUGCCAUCGUGCGUUGGCCGCACUUUGAAUACCUAGUCUUCGCGCUGAUAAUCGGCAACGGAGUAUCGAUGAUUCUUCGAGUGCUGGAAGCGGCUGGUGAUCUUCAAGACAGUGCUAAACUCUUGUGCGCAUCCUGGGAUACAUGGCUCUUCUUGUCUUUAUUCCUCCUGGAAGCUGGCAUUCGGAUAAUGGCAUCGGGUUUAGCAGUCUAUCUGGAAAGCGGGUGGAAUGUGUUCGACUUGAGUGUAACAGUGCUGGCUCUGAUGGGAGCCUUCAUGCUGACUCUGGCUCCUGGACUAUUCACAGUCGUCAUUUUCAGACCACUCAGGUUAAUGCGUCUAUACAAGCUGAAGAAGCGCUACCGCGACGUGUUCGGCACGUUGGUGCUUCUGUCGCCGCUCAUGUCUUCGGCGGGCUGCGUGAUGCUGGUCAUGUAUUACUUCUUCGCCAUCGUCGGCAUGGAACUCUUCGCCUCUUACAACCUGAGGAAUUGCUGCGUAAACACAACAGUGGAGGACUUCUACCGGUUCUCGGAGAACAGUUCGAGCCCACUGGGGUACUACUACCUCAACAACUUCGAGAACAUUCUAACGAGCGGCGUCACUUUGUUCGAGCUGACAGUUGUCAACAAUUGGUUCAUUCUGAUGAACGCGUACGCGACUGUUGCGGGGCAGUUCAGUCGGAUAUACUUCAUGGUAUUCUAUCUAUUCACGAUGGUCGUCCUCACAAUAGUGGUGGCCAGUGUUUUGGAGGCCUUCCGCUUCAGGAUACAGUACAAGAGGAGUACGACCAAACGUGACGAGGAGAAACUCCUCCACGAGGAAGUCCACACGAGUUGGGAGGAGGCGCAGAGACUGGGCGCAGCGGGAGAGCUCGCAGACCAGCUCAGGGCACAUUUGCCACCAGGGGUCCAAGUAACGUUCUUAGGCACAAGACCACGGACGAAAGAGGUUUUACAAAGGAGAAUGUAUCAGUCUGAGAUACAGAAAUGGUUGGCCGAAGAGACUGAAAAUGAGGAUCUCCAGCCUUCCACGACAGUGACAUCGAGCGAGGACCCUCUAUCACCUCCCCUGAUCCAGCAACCAGAUGGCGAAAACCACAUACGAUCGGCUUAUCAGUUGUAAAAUACUGUACGAAGACUAACCAGCAAACGCAGCUAAAAAUCCGUAUUCUUAAUGUCUUAAUGCGUAAUGUAUGAUCAAUUGUAUUGUUAUCACUAUCGUAAUAACAGUACACGAAAGAGACAAUAAUAUCUUGAUUAUUGAAAUCGUAUUUUAACGCCUAUUUUCCGGAACACGGAAUUUCGACAUUCUAGCAAUUGAUAGGAGAUAUCUAGACGUUGUUUUGAACGAAGGAAUUUACCUCGAACUGUGCGGCAGUAUGUUGAAAAUACUAGAAAAUUUUGCUUUAUGGUCCGUAUGAAAUUCAUACCAAAUAAAUGUAGAUAUCUAAAGUAAUAAAGCGCUAAAAUCGCUUCAAAUGCUCUCGCGUUCAGUUCACAGAAAAACAGGUCAUAAAACUAAAAAGGCCUUAGAAGAUUUUGGGGUUACAUUAGUCCAGUCUUUUGGCAUGUGAGACGAUGUAACUAUCGACCGCUUCCUUUAAUCGAUAAUCAAUCCCAGACGUGUCCCCUACUAGCAGCAGUCUACUAAUUAGUUCAACUGGCACUCGUUUUGAACUAACCAUAGUCCUAACCAGCUAAAACUCGCAUUGUUUCUGAUACUAAUUUUUGCUGAUGAAUUAGAACCAAGACGCAUGACUGAUACUAGCAACUAGUCCACAAAUUUUGACCGCACUUGUUUCAAACUAGUGAUAGUGAACUAGCAAGCGCACUCUUACCGAUACAACCAAACCAAACAAAGACGCAAUCUGAUACUAGCACUAGCCCACUAUUUAGACAGACUACGUAGUUAAAACUAGCGAUACUCACGUAGCUACCGCAUGUUUUAAACAAUUAGAACCAAGAAGCGAUAUUAAUUUCAUACUAGCACUAGUCCACAAAUUUUGACCGCACGUGUUUCAAACUAGUGAUAGAAAAACUAGCAAGCGCACUCUAUUCAUUUGAACAAUCAGAACCCAGACGCGAUCUAAUACUAGCUGUCCACUGUUUAGAUAGACUAGUUAAAAUGUAGCGAUACUCAACUAGCUUCCGCAUUUUAACCAAUUAGAACCAAGAAGCGAUAUUAAUUUGAUACUAGCACUAGUCCACUAGUUAUAACCGCACUUGUUUCAAACUAGUGAUAGUGAUCUAGCAAGCGCACUUUUUCGAUAUGAGCAAACAGAACCAAUACGCGAUCUGAUACUAGCACUAGACCAAUAUUUAGAUAGACUAGGUAAAAAGUAGCUCAACUUGCUACCGCAUUUUUUAACCAAUUAGAACCAAGAAGCGAUAUAAAUUUGAUACUAGCACUAGUCCACUAAUUUUGACCGCACUUGUUUCAAACUAGUGAUAGUGAACUAGGAAGCGCACUCUUUUCAUUCGAACAAUCAGAACCCAGACGCGAUCUGAUGCUAGCAUUAGUCCACUGUUUAGAUAGACUAGUUAAAGUAGCGAUACUCAACUUGCUAUUACAUUUUUUUUAUCAAUUAAAACCAAGAAGCGAUAUUAAUUUGAUACUAGCACUAGUCCACGAAUUAUUACUGCACUUGUUUCAAACUAGUGAUAGAACAAAUAGCAAGCUCACUCUUUUCAUUGGAACAAUCAGAACCUAGACGCGAUCUAGCAUUAGUACUCUGUUUAGAUAGACUACUUAAAAAGUAGCGAUACUCAACUUGCUUCCGCAUUUUUAUAAACAAUUAGAACCAAGAAGCGAUCUGAAUUUGAUAGUAGCAAUAGUGCACUAAUUUUGAGCGCACUUGUUACGAACUAGUGAUAGUGAACUAGCAAGCGCACAGAACCCAGAGGCGAUCUGCUACUAGCACAAGUCCCCUAUUUAGAUGCGACUAGUUAGAAACUAGCUACAGUCAACUAGUUACAAUCAAGAUUCUAAUUUAUUAAGCUUAGUAUAGUCACUCCACCAAAUUGCCUUGAUAUGUUCCGAUAAACUAUUUAAAUCAACAUUCAUUUGAAACUAGUGAUAGUCAACUUGCAACCACAUUUGAUAACUAACCCUUAACAAUUAGAACACAGAAGUGUUCUAAAACUAACAGUAGUCAGGUAUUUAGAAGGUUUCAGUGUAACGAUACGUUCUUAACUGCUGUUGCGUUGACCAAUUACAACUCCCAUCUGUUGUGGUACAAAAUUUUUUAGUAGCAUAGCAAGGUUUAGGCAUAUUAGCUUAGUUAUUGCACUAGCUGCGGAAUCAUUAUUACUCCAUCUCGGCGGAAAAAACCAACCCCCUCAUUAAAUUUUUUUUCCUAGAUUUCUAUAGCGGCCAAUGUAUAUCAACAUAGAUGAAAAUGCGACUAAUUUAUUUAAUAAGGUCCGUAUCCCAGCAGGCGUCUGAAUACAUGACCCACGCUCUAGUGUGCCUAUAGUUGUUACGGUCUUCAUCACUGUGCAAAACAUACUACAGAUAGUUCAAGUCACCUUGACGCACGGCGCUAUGUGUGUGAGUGCUUGUAAAUAUGCAGCUUUGAUCUGUGUGAUAAUGACGCGGCAGCCGUCGUCCGAGCAAUAAUAAUUAUCAUCAUCGUUGAGCCGCUGAAUGUCACUGUCACACAGGUCUAAGCAGCAUAUUUACAAGCACACGCUCGCAUAGCUCCACGCGUCAAGAUGACUUGAAGUAUCUUAAUUACAUUAUGAUUGUAGGAGUAGUUUCAAUCGAUUAAGAAUAAUAAAGUUAAAAUGUUCAUCUACUAUUAAUAUGACUUCAACUAACUAUCGUUACAUUCAAAGACUUGCUAAUUAACAGUAUCAUAGAAUAUUAGCGAAAAGCAGCUUUAUUAAUAGACGUGUUGAAAAAUAUUUAUGUUCGCAGUAGCGAAAAAUCGAAUUAAAUAAUUAUAUAAUGCUUCCAGUGGAACCAUCCAAAUAUGUUAAUUAAUCUCCUUAUAGUCUGCAUUGUUCUAAGCAAAUAUUUCAAUGAUAUAGUCACAAUACGAGAACAGAAACGUACCUACCUAAACAUUUAUUGCCAAAUGUUUAUUUAACUCUCUAAAGAAAUCACAGAACAGGUAAAAGAGGUUAGAAAGGAAAUAGUUCCUAAUUCGUAUCGCCGCUUGUCACUCAUCACUAUCUUUAAUUUAACUACAAACCAGGGACCAAUAGGUACGCGCGUUACGCACUCAAAUAAAUCACACAACUUCAAUCGCGGGUUUGCUAUUGAUAGGUUGUCACACUAACGCGAACACUGCGCUCGACGUACAAUCGAAAUACCGAAAUACUAGCAAUAAAAGAAGUGUGGGUUUCGCAGAGGACGCUAUCCAUUGCGGAUAACGAACGCACGUUGCUUUAUAUGCGCAUGCAUGGGGAGCAAUGUAUAUUUUUUUCUGGCUUAUUGCAAUAGCAUCUUUGUCACGGUAUGAUCGAAAGCGGAAAACUUCACUUCAGAACUUUAUUACAAAAAUACUAAAAGUUCCCUCUGAUCUAAGCCCUACGAGGGGAAACCACAAUUCCGUCCACAAUUAUUCACUAUCAAAUAUAAACUAUCGAGAAUGUUGAGAUGCUGAAAAUUGAAAUUGAUAUAUCACUAAUAUUAAUGACAGUAUGUAGUGAAAUCCGUAGUCUGACGGCGAGGAAAAAAAAUUACUCUUAGUCAUACUGAUGUUACAAACUGGUGUGAGCACGAGUCGGGAAUAAAAAAUAUACCUCCUCGGUCGAUAUUCGAAGUCUGUGCUACAAGUAAUUAUAUCAUAUCGCGGCUUUAUAACACUAUUUAUCGUAGCUCCGUUCCAGGCGCUACACAUGAAAACAUUAUAAUCAUAGUGACGUGAGUGAGAUGGUGACUACUGACGUAGUUACAUUACCCUUCCAGCCUUUUUUACCUGUUCCAUGAAAGUAAUCCUCUUAUAACUUGGCCCUUUAUAGUAUAUUAUACUUACUACAAGUGUAUACUGUGUGUCUACAUGUUAAGUUUUGUAUUAUUUCUCUGUUCCUUAUGAUUUUUUGACAGCAUGACAUUGACAUAUUAUAAAAAUUAUACUCAAUCGCCUACGAUGAACACUAGAUUUGCUGUCAGCGUAUGUAAAUGAGAUAGCGAUAGUCUGUGACGUGUGUUAUGUUUUCAUUGUGGACGAUUUGUACAACGUAUAGACAACAACGUCUCAUUCACACCAAAUCACUCACAUUCAGAAUCUAUUCAAUAAGAAUUUAAAUUAAAUAGUAUUGUCCACGGCGGCCAUUGUUUGUCGAUGAACGAUGCCGAUGAACUGGGUUCAAACUUCAAACAAAAAAAUCGCAUACGCGAAAAGGAUAGCACAUAUUGCAGUGUAUCUCGCUUACUCUCAAUACCAAAGUAUAUAUGUGUCUCUGCCACAUUAUUAUUGUUAUUUUAGUGACGUAUCUAUUGUUCAUCUUCUAUCUACGAUCGCCUAGUAAAAGGUCGUCAAAAUAUGUCCGAGCAGCGUUGAUAUUAACUUAUACAGAUAAUAUUAAAACAUUCAUUUGGUGGCACUAAUCUUUAAGUUAUGAACGAAAAGUCUGGCUUAUAGAUACGUAGGCAGAGUUUGUUUCGGAUUGUGAAUCUAGUUAUUUAUUGUACGUCACUGCAGGAUGUACGAAUAAUAUUUUUCGUCUGUUCAUAACAUUAACUCAGUCGUUAAGUUUGGUCAUAUGACGCUAGCGUUAGUUCAACUUUCAAGCAUAGAAUUACAUUGCAGUCUAACGAAUUUCUCUGAGAAAAAAGCGAUUCACUCGAUUCUAUGAAACGUUCAGACAUUGACAGAUGACGGCUAUAAUCUUGUAAAAAAAGGAGAUAGCCGAAGUCCACUACGUUUUAAGCAACUCUUUUCUAACAAAUUUAGCCGGAUUAUAAUUCGUCGCCAAUCGCGAUACUGUAAUUACUACUAUUUCAAACUUAUGUCAAAUGACUGUAAGUUUCAUACUAAACUAAAUUUCAGUUUAUACUUAGGCAGCCCCGCCUCUUUUUACUCAGUAUUUACAUCCUCUUUGAUUAAGGCUUGUAGGAAUCACUUCCAGUAACUUAGUACUCGUUUUAUUUUUUUUUUCUUAUGAAUAAAAGCAUUCGUAUAGUGUUGUUAAGUGAAUUUGGAUCUCAUUUUGAGGAUUUAAGUAUAACAUAGUGCCUUUUGGUAAAUAUAACUUGUCAUGAGGUAUAUGUUAGAUAUUGUUAUGAUUAUUUGGAUAGUCUAGUGUAUUUGAAUUUACAAAACCUGUUUUUGGUACUGCAAUUUAUUUAUUUCCAAUUAGCACGGCAGUGCCACUUACACUAAUUAGAUUAUUAAAGAAUAAUUAAACGAAUUAUACAAUUUCAAUGCUCUCCGCGUAUCUAAAUAUUUCAGAGAAGUCCACCCAUUCAAUGAUGGGUGGACAUUGAGCAUUCUUGUCCAAGAGCGCAUUGAAAGAUACCAAUGUUCUUCGAGUGACGGGAAAGCGUGAUAGGCAAUACAUGUAUCCGGCUGGAUGCAGAUAUAACAAACAUAAGAAAGCUAAGAAACGAAAGAGAAAGACUGAGUAUAGAGGCUUGUGGUUGUGCACUGACGAUACUGGCGGCUGUCAAAGUGCUUUUGUACCUGUUUGAUAUUCGCCAUUUUGACGCUGUUGGCCAUGUAGCGAGAGUCUGCGGUACUAAAACUCAGCAAACAUCGAUAGAUGGUGGGAAACUAUUUACAAAAAAAAAUGUGUACUUUAUUACGUUGAUUCUUGAAGUAUAAAUAACAAGGAAAACGUUCACGUUUACGUCAACGUCAAAAUUAGUUCUCUGGACGCUUUUUUUGUUCCUAUUAAAAAAAUUGCUGUGAAACAUAUGGAACAGCCUGUCCAAAGAAAGAGAAAAGAAAUAAAAAGAAAAUUAAAACAGUCCGCCACGGAAUAUUUCCGUCCUUAUCGGUUUCCUAAAUUUCCUGAUUUUUUGAGACAUUUACUCAUGGUUUUUAGUCGGAGUUACAGUUGUCCUUUUCGCACUUGUGUUUGUCUUGACAAUCACCCCUGCCCCCUCGUUCGAAGAUUGUGGUUAUAUUAGUUCAAUUCUUAGUAUGACAUAAACCUUAGAUAAUUUAUACGUCUAGAUAGUCUCUUGCUGUUAGUCAACCGAUAAAAACAGGCCAGGAAUAUUAGUCUAGUGUGCGUGACAAGCUACGUCUUACACUCGCGACUUGUAUGACACUUCGUUUGUGUGCGUGAACUGAUCAAAGUCAAAAUAAAGAUUAAUUCUAAAUUCAAUUUAUUUUGACAGCUGUCAUUGUCUUUCUAGAAGUAUAAAUAAUUUAAAAUAUAAACUAUCGAACAAGAAUUCUAUAUAGCAAAAUGCCUUACUAGUCAACUUAGGCGUAAUUCCACACGUAGGUAGGUAUUUAAUUAACGCAAUAAAUCGUCGGAAGACAAUCAUCCAUUUCAAGGUUUACUUCUUUUGGCGCGUUAUGGACAAAAUACCUAUCAGAUUGAAUAUUACGAUGCGCGCGCAUACCGACACCCUGACAUUAGAUGGUCAACUAGACCAUUUGUAUCACCACCAUGUUACUUCAGCGACCAAAGUCAAAGUCAAAUAAACUUUAUUCAAUUAGGCUUAAACUAAUCGCUUUUGAUCGUCACUACAAAUAUUUCCUUUAAAUUAUUAAAUUUACCAUGGAUUCGUAAAAAGUUAAGCUUGUGAGAAGAACAUACAGGAACUUAACGGCUACUCUUUUCAAUCAAAUAGAGUAUUUUACAAUGGCUGUAAAAUACAUAACAAAUUAGUUUGUAAGGUGCUGUGUCCAAUAUAUGAGUCGUGUUUAAAUAAUAUAAAUUAUUUCAUUAAAAGUAAUAGAGAAUUAAAUGUAUAAAUAUAAAUUAUCGUAUAUUGGAUUCAUCAACCUUAAGAGCUUGAACUCAUUGUUUGUGUGUCUACUGGCCCAGCCGAGAAUGGACGAGAAUUAAAUAAAUUUUAAUAUGUAUAAGUUAUAAAAAAAAUCUCACUGUGUGCGAGUUAAAUAUUAAAAUGUAACAUGGAAAACUAUUGAAAUUUUUGGUUAUUCUAUUCAUUGAAGAUUUGAGCUUAAAAUAUAAUUUUAUAUUUAAUAGAUAUUAUUUUAAGUGUAGCAAAUUUUUUAUUGCAGUAGGUAUUCUGAAAAAAAUAUUAAUUUUAUAUCCCAUUAUACUACGAUUUGGAACUAAUUUUAUUUUUAAAUUUUAGGUUUUGUUUGGUUCAUUAGUAGUAAAAAUAUAUUAUGCUGUAUGUAUAGAUAUAACAAUAUCCAUUCCAUAUCUAUAAUAUAUAUAAAAUAUGUAUUACGUAGAGUUAAUUCUAUAAAAAACAUAGUUUCAUGGGUAUAUAGUUCGACGGACAAAUGGCCGGUGGGGCAGAAAAGUCCUCGAAUAGCGACCACGUACCGGAAGACAGUGUUGGUAGGCCCCCACAAGAUGGACCGUCGAUCUGGUCAAGAUCGCAUACGUUGGAUGAGGGCAGCGCAGGACCGAUCGUCGUGAAAAUCUUUGGGGGAGGUCCAUCAGUGGACGUCUUCCGGCUGAAAUGAGGAUGAUGAAAUUCCAAAAAAAAUUGCUAAGUACAUAAUAAUCCCAAUCCUAAGCGAUGGGUUGCCAUAAUUGUGGUAGAAAUCUGUAAAAAAAACUAUGUGAUAUUGAUAAAAACAAUAAAAAUUUACUAUUGUAAAUUUGAAAUUUCAUUAAGUGCACUAAUAAAAUUGCCUUAGAAUUUUGGUAGAUUUUAGUAGCAUACGAAAUUUGCCUUGAUUAGAUGUAAGAAAAUGUUAUUUCUAUAGACUUUCCACUCAAUUCUAUAGUUAAUAGGGCGAAAAGAACAUUACUCGUGUUUUUAUUGUUUUUUUUAUGAUUAACGCGUGUAAUUCUAACUGCUUUUACAUUCGAUUUUGCGUAAAAGUUAAACUUUUAUUAUUAUUUUGGUUAACCCGACGUUUUAAGACCUUUCCAGAUCUCGUUUUCAGGGGGACUUAUCGCAAAAUCUAAUGUAAAAACAGUUACAAUAACACGCGUUUUAAUCUUUAAAAAGUUGAUCAUUAUUAACAAAUAGUGGUUCUAAAGGAUCUGUCAUUGUUCUAAAUUCAAACUAAUUUAAAUAGUUAAACAGACGUACCUACAAAUUUUGUAGAAUAUUAUGGUUUACAUUUUAUACUCUUUGUAAGUUGCUAUCCAAAGAGUUUUAAUACUUGUAGCGAAGUAUUAUGAAAUAGUUCAUGUUCCCAAGCAAAGUGUUCAAUUUACAUUAAUAAGUACUAUGAUUUACAAUGGUAAUUAAAUUUAAUUUUACUAUUUUCGUUCCGAAUCAUUUUGUGAUCUUGAUCUAACCAGUAUUAAUAUUUAUUUGAGAAUUUAUUUUAACGUUAUUUACAAUGUUAUUAAUUUAUUUAAAUAAUUUAAAGUACCUAAUAAAAUUAAUGAAACAA